Molecule: messenger RNA, 330 nt
Organism: Iphiclides podalirius (scarce swallowtail)
Lineage: Eukaryota; Metazoa; Arthropoda; Insecta; Lepidoptera; Papilionidae
Source: the annotation of a GenBank genome assembly
AUGUUCGCGGUGUCUGUGUGUAGUGUGAGCGGCAGGCGGCAGGAGGCACUUGUUGCGCAGCGCCCGCGAUCGAUACUACCGCUGGGCCACGACCUGCAGCCUCCGACACCUCCCGCUCUACACGCAGACACCUUCUAUUCAACGCAGAAAUCUCUUCCCCCACCACGGGGCGCUAAGAAAACAAUUUCAUCCGACAAUCGCAUUCCCUCUCCAAUAUCCGUCGUCGUGAGUUUUAAGGCACCGUUUCGUUUCAUUCAAAUCGGAGCGUGCCGUAAUAAAUUGCCGAAUAUUAACGCCCCGCCGAAAUUUCGUACCUGCGUGAGAAAGUUC